AUGGCCGACGGACUCAACCAAGCACGCGCUCUGAGGGUAGCCGAACUCAUGAACGAUUACCGCACUCUGCUGGUGCAUAUCAACCAGCUCAAUGUCUCGAUACCUCCGGCGGAUCAGGCAGAAGAAGGGUACAGGGUACUGAAGGAGUGCCUUGCUGCUGCGAAUGCCUUGAUGGCUUCGAGUUAUAGCCCUAGUCCGCCGCCGGCAAACGUUUCGAGCGAUGAGGCUGAAAAGGCUCAGUUGCGAAGGGUCAUCCUUGACGGUAGUGCCCGCCGGUUCCAGGCCCAUCGGAUCUACCUUCGAGCAGCGGCAGCCAAGCGUUGGAUCAUUCAUCGAGAUCGCAUCCUACGCGGACAGAGGCCGGGUCCCCAGCACGCCAGUCCGAUGAAAGCUGUCAGCAACACUUUGCGCCAGGAACUAGCACAAAUCUCAAACCAGCAUGUGGUUGCGGAUCUCCGAGCCGCUGACGCAAGAGCUGGUCACUGGCUUGCGGAAGAUCCAUCAUUGGAUGCGAUCCUUUCCUGGAUCCGAUCUCAUCCUUGA
Aspergillus mulundensis is the source of this 543-nucleotide messenger RNA. RefSeq lists its product as uncharacterized. The record is from RefSeq and is a predicted model, not a curated record. NCBI's taxonomy places the organism in Eukaryota, Fungi, Ascomycota, Eurotiomycetes, Eurotiales, Aspergillaceae. The coding region runs from base 1 to 543 and encodes 180 amino acids. The transcript is spliced from 4 exons.